Messenger RNA from Tachysurus fulvidraco (yellow catfish), 4459 nucleotides. RefSeq lists its product as uncharacterized. Gene Ontology annotation, molecular function: protein binding. The transcript is spliced from 14 exons. Lineage: Eukaryota; Metazoa; Chordata; Actinopteri; Siluriformes; Bagridae. Bases 164 to 3940 code for a protein of 1258 amino acids. The record is from RefSeq and is a predicted model, not a curated record.
UGAACAUGAUCCACAUUCCAGUGACUGAGAUUGUGGGAGUGCUGAUGGUUCUUGUGAUCUUGAGUCCGUGGUGGUGUGGAACGAGAGCUGUGACGAUGUACUUCUACUUGUUAUUUUUAAAGUUUGAGCUGGUGUUGAAUGUCAAAAGUCAGCAUCCUUGAACAUGGCUUCUGUACGAGAACAUAUGGAAACUGCAGCCCUGGGGAGGCCGCUUCAGCUGGGAAUGCUGUACGACUGCAGAAAUGAUUCAAUAGUACCAGGAAUAACACUUUGGGAUCAACAACAUGUGCAGCAUAACACAAAUGUUCGUUCGCAACAUAACACAGAGUUCACAGUUACAACUUCAGACACAAUUGAAGAAAAAUCUAAACAACUGAAAGUUGAUGGUGAACUGAAACUGAGUCUUUUGAGCGGGAUUGUCAAUGUUAGUGGUGCAGCCAGAUAUUUCAAUGACACUAAAAAGUCAUUUAUACAACAAAGGUUGACGCUGCAUUAUAAGACAACCAACAAAUUCGAGCAUUUGACUAUGACACAUCUGGCACAAGGACAAAUCCAUCACCAUGAGCUAUUUGAUCAUGAUAUAGCAACACAUGUAGUUGUAGCAGUUUUGUAUGGAGCAGAUGCCUACUUUGUAUUUGAUAAAGAGAUGAAUUUGUCUGAUGAGACAAAAGAUGUACAGGGAGAUGUAAAAAUUGCUGCUGACAAGCUAAAGUUCCUUUGUUCUGCUGGGGCACAGGUAGAGUUAAACAUGAAUGAACAUGAAAAGGCUGCAGUAAAGCAAAUGAAGUGUACAUUUUAUGGUGAUUUCAAGUUGUCCUCAAAUCCAACAACUUAUGAAAAUGCUAUGAAGGUUUAUAAUGAUCUUCCAAAGAUGCUUGGAGAAAAUGGAGAACAUGCAGUUCCAGUUAAAGUUUGGCUUUAUCCUCUGGAUAAACUGGACUCAAGAGCAGCCAAACUUCAAAGAAACAUCUCUACAGAUCUAAUUAGAGCUGUGGAAUUGGUAAUUGAGGAUUUAAAUGUCACAUCGAUGAGAUGUGGUGACCUGAUGGAAGACACAGUGGCAAAAACAUUUGGCACAUUUCACAAUCGAGUUCAGGACUUUCAGAAAUUCUGCACUGAAUAUAAACAAGAUUUCAUGAUCAAACUACAGUCCAUCCUGCCAGAAAUCCGAGGAGGUAAAACAGAUAUAAAAGACCUAAGUGAACUUCUAGAAGCCCACGAGAAGUCUCCUUUUAGAAGCCGUGAUGUCCUGCAGUGGAUAAUAAUGAAAGAAGAAAAAUCUAACCAAAUAAAAUCACUGCUAAAGCAGCUCAAGGAACUUGGAGCAGAAGUGGAUGCUGACAGAGACAAAUGUCUGUUAGACUUGAAUGUUGAGAAUUUGUUUUCUUACAAUUUUACCUGUCUUCAGCAGCCAGAGCCUCUCCUGACCCAACAAGAGAACUACCUGAAACCUUCAACAGUAACAAAUCCCAGUGAAAAUACACUCUAUCUAGAUCUACAGGAAAAAUCCUGGACCCUUGAGGAGCUCAAGUGCAUGAAGAAUAAUUUGAAGAUUUUUAAGGAUUUGAUCAAUUCAAAUAAAAGUAACAAAAACACAAGGUUUAUUGUUGAGAGUGUGCCUCAAACACCAGAUAAACCCGGCUCCUGUGUUCUAAUAUAUGAAAAUGGAGGCACUGAAGUUACCCGUUUUGUUCCUCCAUCAAAACCAAAACCUCCAACUGUUGAAUAUGUCACAGAUAACAGCAUAAAGCUAAAGAUUAGCUCUUUGUGUGCUGCUACACUGAAGAUGCAACUACUUCACAAAAUGACACAAGAGAAAAGCUGGAAAUCUCAGUCUGUGACUGAUGAGAGUGUUACACUGACAAAUCUUAAUGCAGGCACUGAUUAUGAAAUAAAAUGCGCAGCAGUUGGAAAAAUUGACUACAUGGUUGAAAGUGAUGUAACUGUAACAACUACUACCGACUCUGUGAUAAAACACCAUGGAGCUGAAAGUCACCAGGUACUUGAUUUAAAGUUUAAGCUGAUUUUAUCUGGUAAAACACUGAAUUCCCACAAGAACUUCAUAACUCGUCUUAAACGACGAGUUCACCUGAAGGAGGUGAAUACAGAGGAUGAGUGUGAUUUCAUUCUGGUUUUCUGUCCGAUUGUGUCACGAGCUGGAACUGACAUUGAAGCAGCAAUGAAACGUCUACACAAUAUUUCAGACACCAAACCUGUAGUCCUGGUGGUGCUCCAUCACACAUUUUAUCCAGAGUGUGUUGUUCCAGACAGCAUCAAAUGUGUAAACAGAAAGAAUAUGAUCGCAGUCGACUGUCUGUUCCAUGAAGAUACAGGAUUACUGCAGUGUCUGAAGAAUAAUGACUCACUGGACAAAACUUCUCAAUAUCUGAAGGAACUAUAUAUAAAAUGUGAAAACAUGAAAAGGCAAAAGGAAGGUGAAAGGUCAAGACCCAGAAACGGUGCAAGAUGCAUUGAAAAGGAAGUUACAGGACUUGAAGAUACAAAUAUGAAACCAGAUCAAACAACUAAUGUGUCAGAGGAAAGUGAAAAUUCACAACCUGAGAGAAACCAACCACUUAUAGACAGACUUCUGAUAGAAAAUACACAAACACAACAGGAGAAGGACAAGACACUGGAAGAGAAGGAGAAACAGCUCAAACAGACAAGAGCUGAACUGGACAAAACAAUUAAAGAGUUAGAAGACAGUCAGCGACACGUGGAGGAGAAAAACACACAAAUAGAGAAUCUGAACAAACUGCUGAAGGAGAAAGAAACACAGCUGAAGAACACAGAUAAAGAGCUGGAAACCAGUACAAAUAAACUGGACACACUGGGACAGGAGCUGCAGGACAAGCAGAGACAACUACAGGACACGAUGAUUGUAGUGGAGCAACAGAAAUCUGAGUUAGCAGAAAAAAAACAAGAACUUCAAGAGAAAGAGAGACUUCUGACUGAGAGAGGGACACAGAUAAUGGGAAGAGACAAAGAGCUUCAGGAGAAAGACAGACUUCUGACAGAAAGUCACCAGGUACUUGCUCAGGACCACACAACUAACCAGACUAUGAAGUAUUUAACUGUUGCACUUGGAUGCACAUUAAGACAUCAUGUGGGUAUAGAACAGAAAUUCCAGGAAAUAAUUCCAGCUCUGCAGAAUGUGCAGAAUCCAGAGGAUUGUGAUUUCAUUAUGGCUUUCUGCCCUGUUGUGGCUAUUAAAGCAGCAGAAAAGAUGCUUAAAACCCUACCAGGUAACAAACCUGCAGUUCUGGUGGUGCUUCAUCAUCCAGAACAUAUUGUAAAAGACAGCAGCAGAUCUGUAAAUAGACAGAAUACGAUCACAGUCGACUGUCUGAUCCAUGAAGAUCAGAGAUUACUGCAGUGUCCUGAAAAUGACAAAGCAUUGUCCAAAGUUAUAGAAUUUAUUGAGGACAUUCAGGGAGGGACACCGAGUAAAAGUCCAUAUCAUCAGCCUUUUGAUUACCAGAUGUUGAAGCAUCCUCGUCUAACAUACUUCACUCUAAUGACUGGAAAGACAUUAGGACAUCAUGUGGACAUAGAGAGGAAACUUCAGGAACAAAUACCAGGUCUGCAGAAGGGGAUGAAAUUGGAAGAGUCUGAUUUAGUUCUAGUUUUCUGCCCAGUUGUUUCACGAGCUGGAACUGACAGUGAAGCUGCAGUAGAGAUGCUCAAUACCCAAGCAGGGGACAAACGUGCAGUUCUGGUGGUUCUUCAUCACACGUUUAAUCCAGAGCUUAUUGUACCAGACAGCAGCAGAUCUGUAAAUAGACAGAAUACGAUCACAGUCGACUGUCUGUUCUAUGAAGAUCAGGGAUUACUGAUGUGUCAUAAGAACAAUGAAGCACUGUCCAAAGUUGUAAACUUCCUGCAUCCCAAGGGUGAUGAAUAUCCUGAAAAGAACACAUUUGGCAACUUUGAAGUAUAGAAAAAAGAAAACAUGAUGAAUGAUGAAUACAGAGAAGGCCAUGUCCAACCUGGACCAUCUUCCAGACCUUGAAGAUCUCGGUUUCUUCUCAAGAAGCACUGACCAACCCACUACCCAUAUAUAUAGCUUAAAUAAAUCAUGUUUAGAACUUGUAAGAUUUAUUUAUGUAAAAUUGACUCGUCUCCAUUAUGACUAAUAUCCUUAAACCUGCUGAGUAUUAGCAUGUAGUAGAUGCCUGCUUUUAUUUGUGGCUCUCUCUAUUCUUCCCACAAGCAUGAACAGUGGACAAUGUAAUGUUCUUUAUGAUAAAUACACUGAAUAAAUGAAAUACGUAAUAAUUAUAAUAAGCAGUAUAUUAUGAUUUAAUGCAUUUACAUGUAUUGUUCUGUAAAAGUAAAAAUAUAUAAAUAAAACAGUAGGGUUCAUGUUGCUGUAGUAAUGCCAGAUAUGAUGCAGCAUGAUAUAACACAUUAGUUAUUGCCUGUUAUUCUGUGACAAACAAUAAAUGUUCUUAAAGCA